CCCCCGCUCCCCCUCCCCCUGUUUUUCUUCUCUCUGCGAAAAUCCAAUAAGAAAUCUUAAAGUUUUAGUUUCUGUUUUUUCGGGUGUGCAAUCGAUUCAUAUUUUCCUGUCCGAGAUGCUUGAAUCUGUCUGGUUUCUUUUAAAAAAGGAUGAACCUCAGAAUCCCUGCAGCUAGGGUUCUUGUAUGCCUCUGAACCACUGCCCCCAAUUUGUGAUUCUUUGCUUUUGAAGUUACUUUUAGGGUUUUGAAGGUUUGUUUGGUGGCUAGACAUAAAUUCUUGCUCAUAGACUUUCGAGUUGAGAUGGGUCUCUAAAAGUAUACCGCGGAUCUUAGUGCUCAGGCACAUUUAGGGUUCUUGCCCCUUUUCCAUUUCAAAAAGAGGUCGUUUUUACCGAACAAUAAUCUGUUAUUAUUUUGAUUUUCUCCUUUUGCUCUUUUUCCAUUGCAAAAAGAGGGUUUAUUUUUCGCCUUUUCUAUUUUGUUUUAUUCUUCUGGGGAUGGAGAAAGUAUUUAUUUAGAAUGCCCUCAAUUGAACUUGUGAAUCUCUUUUUAACUAGUACAAUUCAGCUUGUAUGCUGCUAUACCUGCCUGCUAUUCCCCUUCAGCCUUCAUUGACCUGCUUGUGUUCUCCCUCAACAGAUCAGCUCGGCAGCCACUGGUGUAGCUGUGUAGCCAACAAAUUGGUGCUGGUUCCCCAUUUCCUCAGACUAUAUGGCUGAGACAGGAGAUGCAGGUCGCUUGCCAACAUCCCUUGAUGUGCUGGCUUCAGAUGUUCACUCCAGGCUGGAGUUCCACAGGUAUGCCUUCAUGGACUGUGUUGGCAUAAAAAAUGCGCUUCACUGUGUCAUCGAAGAAAGGGAAAACCUCCAGCAACGACAGAAUGCGAUUGACCAACUGGUUGCUGAAAAGGACAGCCUCACUAAAAAGAAUGAAGAGCUGGCAGCAGAACUUGAAUCUCUGAAGGAACAGCUCCAAGCAAGGGAAUCGAGCGAUCAACAGCAGGGAAGUGGUUUUCAGCAGAGCCACUCUGGAAUGGCACACCCAAGAUUAAUGCCGAAAAGGAAACGGCAAUCUGGAGAUGAAGAUGUUGAUGAGCAUGAGCUUAUGGAAGAUCUUUCCGUUAUAGAUAAUCCUGAUCAAGUUUUAAACACUGAGCUCGAGGCUACUAGAAAGGAAAUUUCUGAUAUCCACUCUAAGCUGAUUGAGGGGUUCACUGAUCUUAGUACUACUGGAGGAAGGAAUAUCGCCCUAAAAAACAUAGGGCAAUUGGAUGACAGGCCAUUCCUGGCGGCAUGCCGUAAGAAGCUGCCUGCCGAAGAAGCAAGAGAAAAAGCUAAAGAAGUACACCGUGUUUGGCAGGGGCAUAUACAGAACCCAGAGUGGAAUCCCUUCAAGACUGUCACAGUUGAAGGUAUCCCGAAGGAGAUUAUUGAUGUCGAUGAUGACAAGCUGCAAGGGCUAUGUGCUGCAUGGGGUGAAGGGGUGCACAAGGCUGUGGUGAGUUGUUUGGUAGAAAUUCAAGAAAGUGGCAGGCUGGGAGAUAGAAACAUUGUACCCGAGGUCUGGAAUUACAAGUGCAAGAGAAAAGCCACUCACAGUGAGAGCAUCGAGUACUUGUUCGGUCAAGUGAAGCGUCUGAGUGACGCGAAAUCCAGAACCCGCAGCGCAAGAUGACCUUGUAGGGGCGUGGUGGUGCAACAGGAUGAUGACCCACAGUGGCUAGGUAGAACCAGUCUGAAGGAUUAACUAACUCAUGGUGAAGAACUGAAGACUGGAAUUGUCUAUGAAACGCAUCGCAGAACAAUGUUGGGAGUUAUGUGUUAUGUAUAUCUGUUUGGUACCCGUUUAUAACCUCUGUUAGAGUGCCGGUAUUAAGCUUUUGCGUGCAACUCUUUUACCAGCAUAUCAGAACAAUGUUUCAGUAUUCUGCUAGACUCAGCGGUAUCUAGUUUAGUGUGAACUCUGAAGUUCGAUAUUUAACGUGCAAGACGUUUCUAUGAA
Aegilops tauschii subsp. strangulata is the source of this 2002-nucleotide messenger RNA. The record is from RefSeq and is a predicted model, not a curated record. Lineage: Eukaryota; Viridiplantae; Streptophyta; Magnoliopsida; Poales; Poaceae.